AUGGCUAUCGCAUCAUUCUACGCCUUGUUGUUCAUGUUGGGCACGUGUGGAAAUGCCGCAAUCUUAGCCGUCGUUCAUCACGUGAAAGCAUCGGAUUCCAGAUCGAGACACAAUACAACAUUGACUUACAUAUGUAUAUUGUGUAUAGUGGACUUCCUCAGCAUGCUGCCACUUCCGAUGACCAUCAUUGACCAGAUUCUCGGGUUCUGGAUGUUCGGAACAUUCGCGUGCAAGCUCUUCCGGUUACUGGAACAUAUCGGGAAAAUUUUCAGUACUUUCAUUUUAGUAGCUUUCAGUAUUGAUCGGUACUGCGCUGUCUGUCAUCCAUUACAGGUCCGAGUUCGAAAUCAUCAAACAGUUUACAUACUUCUCAGCACCAUGUUUCUUUUCACAUGUAUUCUGUUAUUUCCUAUACUACUAUACGCACAUUCAAAAGCGUAUCUCAUGCCUUUACUAUUCAUGAUUUACUUUUACUAUGGAAUGCUGAUACGGCUGUUCAAACAAGCGCGAGCUGUUCGACAGACGAUGAUCGGUCGACGGAAAGGCGUUGACGAAAAGAUACCAAUCGGACAUAUCGCCGUAUAUACUUUAGCAAUCUGUCUGUUCCAUUUUCUGUGCUGGACGCCGUAUUGGGUGUCGGUACUGUACUCGCUGUAUGUUGAAAUCUUCAAUCCUAGUGCAAUGCUUGAAAUGCCGUCGUUCAAGUUCAUUUACUUCAUGUAUGGGGUGCAUGCAUUACCGUAUAUCAAUUCAGCAUCAAAUUUCAUACUUUACGGUCUGCUGAAUAGACAG
Cooperia oncophora is the source of this 792-nucleotide messenger RNA. Lineage: Eukaryota; Metazoa; Nematoda; Chromadorea; Rhabditida; Trichostrongylidae. The record is from the annotation of a GenBank genome assembly.